Molecule: messenger RNA, 1848 nt
Organism: Adineta ricciae
Lineage: Eukaryota; Metazoa; Rotifera; Eurotatoria; Adinetida; Adinetidae
Source: the annotation of a GenBank genome assembly
AUGUCGAGACUUAUCUCGUCGAUUCGAUUGUUAUUCAUUCAGAAUAAUGAAACAUCAACAGCAGCCACGGCAACAAAAACUUCCAAUUAUAGUACAAAAGAACGAAAUUGUCAAACAGUUCGUAUACCACCGAUACAUCGUCUUGCCAUUGAUGACAUUUACCAUAAUUCAACCGAUCCCGACGACAAGCCAGAUUUAGAUAUACUCAAGGAACAUCUUUUACUCGAAGGUCGUCUCACCGAACAAGCGGCACUUCGAAUUAUUGAAACUGGUGCUGCAAUUCUACGUGAUGAAGAUACUAUGCUUACUGUUACGGCACCAUUGACAAUUUGUGGUGAUAUUCAUGGACAGUUAUAUGAUUUAUUCAAAUUGUUUGAUGUUGGCGGGUCACCAGCGACGACAUCGUACCUGUUUCUUGGUGACUAUGUCGAUCGGGGAUAUUUUGGAAUAGAAUGUGUUCUAUAUUUAUGGGCAUUGAAAAUACAUUAUCCAGAUACGUUUUUCCUUCUUCGAGGAAAUCAUGAAUGUCGACAUUUAACAGAAUAUUUUACUUUCAAACAAGAAUGUCUUGUCAAAUACACAGAAGAUAUUUAUGAUGCUUGUAUGCUUGCGUUUGAUUGUUUACCAAUAGCAGCAUUAAUGAACAAGCAAUUCUUAUGUGUCCAUGGAGGAAUCUCACCUGAAAUUUCCACAUUAGAUGAUAUACGACAACUGGAUCGAUUUCAAGAACCUCCGCCGUAUGGUGCUUUGUGUGAUCUGUUAUGGUCUGAUCCUGUUCAAGAUUAUGAUAGCGAUAAAGAUAAUACAAGUCCUAUACCACAACGUCGUUCGAGUCUUCCGCUUGAUGAUCUACCACCGAGUCUCAUGACUCAACCAGCUCUUCCAUCGCCCAAUGAACACCUCUAUUUGCAUAAUACAACACGUGGCUGUUCGUAUUUUUAUACUUACGCAGCAGUUAACGAAUUCUUAGUACGAAAUGAAAUCCUUUCGAUUAUUCGUGCCCAUGAAGCUCAAGACGUCGGCUAUCGCAUGUAUCGAAAAUCAGCAGAAACUGGCUUUCCAUCCUUGAUAACCAUCUUCUCGGCACCAAACUAUUUGGAUGCUUAUCACAAUAAAGCCGCGAUUAUGAAGUAUGAAAACAACGUUUUAAAUAUUCGACAAUUCAAUAGUUCUCCACAUCCUUACUGGUUGCCGAAUUUCAUGGAUGUUUUCUCUUGGUCAUUACCAUUUGUGGGUGAAAAAGUAACAGGUGCUUUGUUAUGUAUAUUAAAUAUAUGUACAGAUGAAGAAUUAGCUGAGCCUGAUGAACAAAUUAAUUCGUUAAUUCAACGUAAUAAUCGUGAGUUACGAAAAGAACAACUACGAAUCAAAAUACGUGCAUUAGCUAAAAUUGCUAAAACUUAUAAAACCUUACGUGAAAUGAGUGAAAAUAUUCUCGCAUUACGUGGUUUAACUCCAUUGCUGAAUCCAACCGAGUUACUUAAUAAUCCAGAAGUGAAAACAGAAACCGAUGUUGCUGCAAGUAUUCUUCGUGACGCUACUAUCUCCACCGAGGAACGUUUUUCAACCGCUAAAGUUUUUGAUCAAGUGAACGAACGAAUGCCACCACCGAAACUAUCACGUUCAGUUACAACACCAGUGACGAUUGAGCGUACCAAACAAUCGUCUAUUUCAGAUUCACCAUUACAAUCAAUGAGUACAAGAAAAGAUCUAUCUUCGAAAGUAUUGAUUAGUGGAACAACACAAGGCCUUGUUAAGAUGAGACGUGCAAGUUUUGCAAGCUCAUCAGUCGUACAGAUGAAUAACACGACAACAACUGUGAAAUCUUAUUCGAAACUGAGAAAAUGA